Molecule: messenger RNA, 1017 nt
Organism: Diuraphis noxia (Russian wheat aphid)
Lineage: Eukaryota; Metazoa; Arthropoda; Insecta; Hemiptera; Aphididae
Source: RefSeq, a predicted model, not a curated record
GAUCUCAUUCAGGCAGAAGUAUUGCUUGCGUUCCRUCCGCUUAACAAAAUCAUGAAAGGCUCUGCAGUUUUCACGUCGUGCGUUUUGCUGGGUAUGGUCGCGUGGUCGCAGUGUUUGCCGUACGGCGAAUACCAACAGCAGGCCCAGUCGUUCGGCGGAAACGGCUACCCACAUCGGCAACAACCCGCGGCGCAGCUGUACAACCAUCAGCCACAGGCGCAGGAGGAACACGAACCGGUGAGCUAUUCGUUCCACUACGACGUGCACGACCCGCACACGGGAGACGUGAAGAGCCAGCACGAGACGAGGACCGGCGACGUGGUGACCGGGUUCUACACGCUGGUGGAACCGGACGGCACCAUCAGGACGGUGAAGUACACGGCGGACAAGCACCACGGGUUCAACGCCGUGGUGGACCACAAGAAACCGAACUUUGAUGUCGGUCCGUUCAACUAUCACCACUACCACCAACAUCAACAACAACAACAACAACCACGACAACAACAUCACUAUAAUUGACGACAUCCUAUUAAUGACACGUGAGCGCAUUCGCAAAGUGACGACUAUACCUAUAGGCGGUGAUUGCGUGCAGUAUCUAAGGGCAAGGUAUAUAUAUUUCCGACGAUAUUAUAAUAUGGUGCUMAAAAAAACAAACAAAAUGCUUAUCACUUUGACCGUACCUUAUAUUAAAAACAAUUUAUUUAAUUCUAAGACUUACAUCAAUACAUUAUAUUACGCAUAUUUAUGUGAUUAAAAAACCCUAAUACUUUUUAAUAUAAAAUAAUARUUCAAAAUUAUGCAUGGUACAAAAAUAAAACGAUCAGAGCUAUAAUAGGUAUGAUUCUUCCCAUCCGCAACUAGAYCCCCUUAAAUAAGUAAACGGAUAAAUUAUUUGUUUCUAACCGCAUCCUAUUAUGAAUAGCGUUCUCGUAACAAAUAUACCUAACUCUCCCUUCCCAUUAUCUUCAUCGCCUGUAUAAUAUAUAAUAUAAAUAUAGGUUUGUAUGAUAUUUUAUG